AUUUAACGUUAACAUACUUAUUCCAUAUCAUAAUGACGAGUCAUUAGAAUGACUACUUCUUCUUAAAGUAUACCAUAUUACUAAACAUAAUGAUACAUCUGACUCUGAGUUAGUGAGUCAUGGUUGCCCUUUGCCCCUAUUUCGUAUUUGACUCUUUUUUUCUCUCAAGAGUAUUUUUGAUUUUGUACCAUAUUUCAAAUAAUGGGUAAACAGAUCUCUUUAUCUGUGGUGGAUAUAUAAAAGAGCCUUUGAUGGCCCUUCAUUUAUGGGUUUUCUUAUGAAUUAUAGUUAGUUUAUCACAAUCACCAAUGACUAAGAAUAUAGUAUUAUCAAGACCAUUGAGUCUUUCUGAACAUUUUGUUAGAAGUAGAACUGCAAAUCGAUUCUAUAGUAAUUUCCAAGUUACAGGAACUUAUAGUGAAGAUUUAGCUUCACAUCUUGACUGGGUAUACAUGGCAUUAAGGAAAACUCUCCUUGAUUAUCCCCUUCUUAUUUGCAACAUUCAAAAAGAAAACAAUGAUUCCAUUUUUCGUCCUAUUAAGCAAGCAAGUUUGGGAGAUAUCUUACAACUUGAAUCCAAGCUGGGUUAUAUUGAGAAUAAUACUAUUAAUGAAAAGUUUAUGAAAUAUGUGAACACUAUUAAUUUCCAACUUUACCUGGAGGAACCAUUAUUUAGAUUGAUCCUUUUAGGUGAACAUCUAUCAGCUGCUUUUGAACAUACAAUUACUGAUGGGUUGGUAGGACCUUAUUUUCAUGAAAUCUACUUGAAAAAUUUAGCUUAUGUAUCAAAUAAAGAAAAUUUAUUGGAAUAUGAAUCAUUAUAUGGUGAAACCCCUGAUAAAGUGGAUUUAAACACUCAAUUAUUCAAUUAUGAUGAAGAUAAAGAUUUAUUCACCCAUUCCUUGCCACCUCCUUGUGAUCUCUUUAUGGAAGAUCCUUCAUUUGAUUAUUCCAAUGGUGAUCCAUUAUAUCAUGAUAAAGUCUUACCUGAAGGUUAUGAAACAAGAUGGCCAGGUAGAUUCCCUCCCACAAAGGAUCAAACCAUAGCUUGUAAAUUGGUUCACUUUAGUCCAACUGAGACGAAACAAAUAUUAGCUAAAUGUAAAUCUCAUGGAGUAACUAUUACCCCUUUUAUUCAAGUUGUUCAAAUUUUUACUUUACAACCUAUCUUGGGUGAUAAGCAUUAUACUACCCAUAGAAUGGCUAUAACUACGAGAAGACACGUCAAACCAGAACUAGUACCAGACUAUUUUCAAGAUGCUUAUGCUGAAAAGGACUAUAAAUUACUUGGUGGCUAUGCUCAUUUUGGUCUUCGUGAAAAUUAUCCUCCUUUAUUUGAAUUUUCAUGGGACAAGGUUCAAGAGAUCCAUAAAAAUCUUAUCAGAGAUUCUCAAAACCGUGGGAUUUUUAAUAUAUACAAAGAUUUUAGAGACGUAUAUGAUAAGACUGGUGAUAACUUGGAAGUUUUUGAAAAACAAAUGGCAACAAAAGCUGACACUUCCAAAAUAUCGAAUUUAGGAUAUGUCAAUUUCCCCGUUUAUGACUCAAAGUGGACUGUAAAUAAUUUGGUCUUUUCUCAAGACAUGUCACCACCAUCUUCUGAUUUCGUAUUUAAUAUCAUCUCAACACCUUUAGGUGGAUUGAAUAUCGUCUUCGGUUAUCAUGAUCAUACCUUUGAUGACCUGGAAUAUCCAAACUUUGAUUCCUUUGUUGAAAAUUUUAGAGAAAAUCUUCUUAAUUUGUAAGAAGAAUACUUAGACUUAGACUUUUUUUAUAUAUAACCAUAUAUCAUACUAAUAUUGCAACUUACUUGCCCAAUACUUAAUACUUAAUACUUAAUACUUAAUACUUAAUCAUAAAU
Messenger RNA from Scheffersomyces coipomensis, 1861 nucleotides. It is a transcript of the gene ATF1, whose product is annotated as Atf1p. Gene Ontology annotation, molecular function: N-acetyltransferase activity. NCBI's taxonomy places the organism in Eukaryota, Fungi, Ascomycota, Pichiomycetes, Serinales, Debaryomycetaceae. The transcript has a single exon. The record is from RefSeq and is a predicted model, not a curated record. Bases 309 to 1745 code for a protein of 478 amino acids.